GGAAAGACGGAAGGACAAGUUGUAAACAAACACACAUGGUUUUUCGCUCUCCCUGUGAGUGAAAUGUUGGUUUAUUAGCACCCCCCGAAGAGGUACAAGGUACAGUGUAGUUUACACAGGAGCAGACCAGUCUCUUCAGCUCAGCCCUGACUAUCAGCAUGGCCAACCAGGACCAAAAAGAAACUGUUCCAAUUCCUCGUCCGGAGUUGUUCGAUUUCCAUGGUGUGUCAAUGGUUCAUCUCUUCACUGACAACUGGGACAAUGUGCAGAACUUCCAGGCAAAACCUGAUGAUAUUCUCAUUGCAACAUAUCCCAAAGCAGGUACAACAUGGGUAUCCCACAUGUUGGACCUUCUGUAUUUUUGGAAGUCCUCCCCGAAGCGCGGGGUCUCCCUGCCCAUCUAUGAGAGAGUCGCAUUCUUGGAAUCCUGCAUCCCCAAUCUUCCCAAAGGUGUUGAAUUGGCAGAUAAGAUGACCACAUCCCCUCGCCUCAUUAAAACCCACCUUCCAGUUCAGUUUGUGCCUAAAUCCUUCUGGGAACAAAAGUGUAGGAUUGUCUAUGUAGCCCGCAACGCCAAGGACAAUGUUGUCUCCUACUUUCAUUUUGACCGAAUGAACUGUGCACACCCUGAGCCUGGAGACUGGACUAGUUACCUGCAGAGAUUCCAGGAGGGAAAAUUGCCAUGGGGCUCCUGGUAUGACCAUGUGAAAGGGUGGUGGGAGAAAAAACAAGCUUACCCCAAACUCCUCUAUGUACACUAUGAAGAUCUAGCAGAGGACAUGGAUCGAGAGUUGGACCGUGUGUGCUCAUUUCUGGGUGUGUGCCCAACUGAGGAGGAGAGACAGCAGGUGAAAGAAGGGGUGGAAUUUGAUACCAUGAAGAACAACCACAUGGCUAACAACUCCACUGUUGAUGUAUUUGACUUCCAAAUCUCUCCAUUCAUGCGACGAGGGAAAGUUGGCGAUUGGAAGAAUCACUUCACUGUGUAUCAGAAUGGACAGUUUGACAAAGAGUACCAGAAGAAGAUGAUGAAUACCACGCUUCGGUUCCGGACUGAGAUUUAGGCAGGUGUCCAUCACCCAGGAACCAAGCUGGUUAAGGUGAUGUUUCAUAUGCAGGAAGGGUCAGCUUCAAAUGUAAUUUCCUGGCAGUUGAGAAAAAGUUGCACGGAACGUUUUCCCUAAAAUUUAACGUGAAGAGAGAUGAAUAGUGUGUCUGUGAGUCAGACUGAGAAGGCAGACAUCAGGUCUGGACUAACAAUUAUGGUCAAAUUCUCAUUCUUCACUCAUUCAACUUUUCAACAAUAUUCACAUCGAAAGUAUAUCUUUAUGUUGCACAAUAUUUGAUUUUCUUUCGUUUCCUAUAUUUCAGCAUAAUAGCAGAGCGUGGGACAUAUUAUUACACUUUUUGCUCUUUCAUUCAUUUCUUGGGCACAAUACAUCACAUUGGAAUAAAUGUCAUACAAAAUGAAACAAUGAAGUCUCAGGCACAUAUUUUGUAUUCUUUACAUCUUCUUAUUUAAGUACAGAGUUAUAGACAGUUAAGUAGAAGGUAUGCACCUGUGCACCCCCACAGAGCGGUUCUAAAAUCUGAUUGGCCACCCCAGCGCCAUCCCGCACAUAGUCAGUCUGCUCUCACGUAACCAAGAUACAGUUUUUACCAAGACACCCAUUUCCCGUUUUACUGCCUUCGAAAUUUGCAUCAAAAGUGCACCUGUCAGAAGCACCAAUCGCACGUUAUUGGUUGUUUUGCCAGUCAAUCUUUUUUUACGAACACACCGUCUAUUCCGCUUACAGGACUGCCAAAUGUACAGUAAAAAGCCAGAAUCACCAACACAUGACGAUACAGCUUGCAAGCUUGUAUCGUGCAGUUUGUGUAAGCCUCUAAACUUUAUUUUGCUCUUGUCAGUGUGACAGGUUGAAAUAUUGAAUAUGGUGAAUGGUAACGUUACAGUUGAAAUAUCAUUUUAAUGUCAUCAUUAAAUAACAUCAAACUAGUUCGCUUGCUGAUAUGAGCUAACAUUAACUGAAGCUGACCAAAUUGAAAAAUAGUGAAUAGCUAACUUGCUAGUCUCAACAAGAAAUACAUUAUUUGAAUGCUGUGUUUUUUAAAUAUAAUAUGGACCCUUGUGUACUACUAGCUAAAUCAGCUAAAUCUAUAUAGCCAAAUCCUAAGCCUAACUUAUCUAGUUAGUUAGAUAAGGUUUGAAAGAAUGUGUAUUUGCAUAAUAAUAUUGUACCCUCUGUGUAGGUGCUGGUACUUAAUUCUUAUAUUUAAACAUUUUGUGUGACACGUUGAUUAAUGCAAGUACUCAAGACAAUAGUUAAUUCAUAUAGUUUCCAAAAGCUCUUUAAAAUGUUACAUGUAAACAUUCUUCUCAUGUUACAUUGCGACACCCCUGUGUCUGACAAUUGUUUUAAAAGAUUGAAUUUAAAUGAAGAUCGUUUUUCUUA
Conger conger (European conger) is the source of this 2453-nucleotide messenger RNA. Its product is annotated as cytosolic sulfotransferase 3-like. The record is from RefSeq and is a predicted model, not a curated record. Lineage: Eukaryota; Metazoa; Chordata; Actinopteri; Anguilliformes; Congridae. Gene Ontology annotation, molecular function: sulfotransferase activity. The coding region runs from base 159 to 1064 and encodes 301 amino acids. The transcript has 9 exons. Gene Ontology annotation, biological process: sulfation. Gene Ontology annotation, cellular component: cytoplasm.